AUGGCAGUUUCCACGUUGAAUAUGUCUCCGUAUUUCACUGGAUAUCCCUUUCAAGGUCAAGGUAGAGUGAACCAAUUAGGCGGGGUCUUCAUAAACGGCAGACCACUACCGAACCACAUACGAUUGAAGAUAGUGGAAAUGGCGGCGGCCGGCGUCCGGCCCUGCGUCAUAUCCCGUCAAUUGCGCGUCUCCCACGGCUGCGUCUCCAAGAUCCUGAACCGCUACCAGGAGACGGGCAGCAUCAGGCCCGGCGUGAUCGGCGGCUCGAAGCCGCGCGUCGCCACGCAGGAGGUGGAGAACAAGAUCGAGCAGUGGAAGAAGGAACAGCCGGGCAUCUUCAGCUGGGAGAUCCGCGAUCGGCUCAUAAAAGAGGGCAUAUGCGAUAAGAACUCGGCCCCGUCGGUGAGCUCCAUCAGCCGAUUGAUAAGAGGCGGCAGGAAAGAGGACACCGAAAGGAAAAACCACUCGAUCGACGGCAUAUUAGGCCCGAACUCCUCCUGCGACGAAAGCGACACGGAAUCCGAGCCGGGCAUACCGCUGAAACGCAAACAAAGGCGAUCGAGGACCACCUUCACCGGCGAGCAACUGGAGGCGCUCGAACGCGCCUUCGGCCGCACCCAAUACCCCGACGUCUACACCAGAGAGGAGCUGGCCCAGAAGACGAAGCUCACCGAAGCCCGGGUGCAGGUGUGGUUCUCCAACCGGCGCGCCCGCCUCCGGAAACAGCUCAACUCGCAGCAGUUCAACGCCUUCAACGCCAUAUCCCUGCAGACCGCCUUCCCCGGCGUGCAGCAGCACUACCCGGAGGGCGGCUUCAACCAGAGCUCCUGGACGUCGCAGAGCUAUCCCUCGGCCGCUUCGGGCGGUUCUAGUGCUUCCACCACGGCGCAAAACGCCCUGUAUAAUAGCUACAGCAACGGUGCCGGGUUGGAGCACUGCGGUAACCAGUUCGGGUACAAUAUGGCGCAGAUCUCGCCCAACCAGCACAGCAUUUCGCCUCAGCAGAGCGGCGUGUGGACGAGGCAUUCGCAGUCCAACAAAGCUGCAGCUGCUGAUAAUAUUUCGCCCACUUGGCAUGAUAAUUAUAGUUUACUAGCCAACGGAAGCCAUUACAGUGGAACCCAUUCUCCGAGCGAAGCCAAGUCAGGAUAUCCUUAUUUCGGUGCCAUGGAAAUGUGUACAAGUAGAGUGCAUUAA
Messenger RNA from Phyllotreta striolata, 1197 nucleotides. The record is from the annotation of a GenBank genome assembly. NCBI's taxonomy places the organism in Eukaryota, Metazoa, Arthropoda, Insecta, Coleoptera, Chrysomelidae.